Messenger RNA from Ruditapes philippinarum (Manila clam), 759 nucleotides. Its product is annotated as myosin regulatory light polypeptide 9-like. The coding region runs from base 161 to 670 and encodes 169 amino acids. The transcript is spliced from 5 exons. Gene Ontology annotation, cellular component: myosin II complex; cytoplasm. Gene Ontology annotation, molecular function: myosin heavy chain binding; calcium ion binding. NCBI's taxonomy places the organism in Eukaryota, Metazoa, Mollusca, Bivalvia, Venerida, Veneridae. The record is from RefSeq and is a predicted model, not a curated record.
CUUUAUCAUAAUUUUAAUUUUUCAAAAUUCUUAAUUUAAUGUUUUAAAUAAAUAAAUGUCGUGCAUUACGUACGCGCGUGCGCGCAGUCUUCUCAAACUUAGUCAUUUCCUGGUUGAAAUUCUUUAGAUUUUUUAGUUUGAAAGAGUAACAGAUAUCAAGAUGUCCAGCCGUAAAACAAAAAAGACUACCGGCAAGAAGAGGGCCCAGCGUGCCACCUCAAAUGUAUUUGCCAUGUUUGAUCAAGCUCAAAUCCAGGAAUUCAAAGAAGCAUUCAAUAUGAUUGACCAAAACAGGGAUGGUUUUAUUGACAAAGAUGAUCUCCAUGACAUGUUGGCAUCUCUAGGUAAGGACCCCACAGAUCAGUAUUUAGAGGACAUGAUGUCAUGUGCUCCUGGACCAAUCAAUUUUACAAUGUUCCUAACCAUGUUUGGGGAGAAAUUGAAUGGGACUGACCCUGAAGAUGUGAUCAGAAAUGCCUUUGCUUGCUUUGAUGAGAAUAAUGCAGGGUACAUCAAUGAAGAAAGACUAAGAGAACUAAUGACAACCAUGGGAGAUAGAUUUACUGAUGAUGAGGUUGAUGAAAUGUUCCGAGAAGCACCAAUCAAAAAGGGCAACUUUGACUACAAUGAAUUCACCAGAAUCCUCAAGCAUGGCAAAAAAGAUGAAUGAAAAACUUUGUUCCUUAAGUUUUUAAUGAAGAAUUACGCUAGGAUAAAAUCUCAAGAUAUUAACUUAAUUUCGUACCUUGAUUCAACAAA